This is a messenger RNA of Oryza sativa Japonica Group (Japanese rice), 1415 nucleotides long. RefSeq lists its product as uncharacterized. NCBI's taxonomy places the organism in Eukaryota, Viridiplantae, Streptophyta, Magnoliopsida, Poales, Poaceae. The record is from RefSeq and is a predicted model, not a curated record.
ACCUCUUCCACCUUCCGCCUCGCCUUCCGGGCUUCCUCCGCUCCACGCCGGCGAGUCCACACUCCUCCGACCAGCCGCCGCCGCCGCCCCGCGUCGUCACGCGCGCGCGCGCGCGAGAGAGAGAGAUCCCCCUGCCCCAGCCACGAUGGCGGUCGGCAUCGCGCUGCUGCUCGACCUCGCCUCCCGCGGCCCCCGCUACGCCUCCGGGGUCCACGCCCACUCCGCGAUCUCCGCCUCCGCCGCCGCCGCCGCGGCCGCAGCCGCCGCGCUCUCCGCCACCGGCAUCCCCCUCUCCGCGCGCCACCUCUUCGGUUUCCCUGGGUUUACUAUAGCCCAUUGUGAUGCUGGUGCACCAACUGGAUUGAAUGAUGCUCCUGAUCUUAUUAAUGGUCUUAAUGACAAAAUACAAGACUCCCUCCAGUACCCAAUAAAGGAAUACCCCUUGGAGUUGAAGCCACUCUUUUCGGCCUUUGCUUUAAAGAAUUUUAGCUUGACAACCCUGAGGUCCUUCUUAUUGUACUAUUUGCCACUUUUGGAACCUCAUCCGCACACUGAUGGUGAUGAUGAGGAUGACCUGCUUCAAGAUGAGUCUGAAAAUAGGCCACCUGUUGAUUUGGUUACUCCCUUCUACAAUUCAGUGAAGCAAAUCAUCCGUGAGACUUCUGUUGUAACAACCAGAAGAAUAUUGGAAAGGAUUGCAGUUUGUCAUGUUUCACAAAGAACAGCAUGGAAGCUUCUCAAGGAUGCCUCAAAAUCAUCAAAGAGGAAAUCUGUAAGGGGGAUGCCCUUCCAAGAGUACUCAUAUUGUGUUGCUAGAACGACUUUCCGAGCGCAUGCAUUGGGAGUUGCUGCUGCUUGGGUUGUGCAAUCCAUAGUUGAGGUUUACAGAUGUUUUUUCGGUAAGCCUUCCAAUGAUCAGGCAAUGUUUGAUGAGAUGGACAAAGUCAAACUGUUCGGGAAAAAGAUAUACGGCAUAACCGUCAAAUGCGGGUUCUCUUUGGUUUUUGCCUCAAUAGGAGCUGGCAUUGGGGUCCUUGUGCAUCCAGUACAUGGACAGUGGCUUGGUUGUACAUUGGGAGAUUUCGCGGGACCAAUUGUCGCCAUACUUGUUUUCGAGAAGUUCCAGUUGCCGCUCUAAGGUGAAAAAUGAAACCCCGCGGCUUCUACGCAACUAGCCUUGGUGGAGAUCUCCAUGACUCCAUGAGACCUGACUUGAAGUUCGAUGAAUAAUUUAGCUGUCAGCCUCUAUGCGCAAAAGUCCAUAGCUUGUUUUAUUUUUUUUCAAGACACGCCUUUGGGCAUCAUGAGAUGUUGAUAUUAUGUUCUUUAGAUUUUGAAACUCAGGCUAACAGUUUUGACUAAUUGGUUUUCUGAACUUUCACAAUAAGCACAUCGCUCUUAGUGCCACUUUUACC